CCAAAAAUGACUCAGUUGUUAUUUAUACUGUCUUGAAGAGCACCAGAGAACUAUCGUGUAUCGGCUGCAAAGAGUCCAAAGUGUCUGGGGUGGAGGUCUCGCUCGCGGUGGGCUCUUCCCGGAAGGAGCGGAGGAUGGACCCUAUGGGAUGGUCUCGCUCACUACGGUUUGAGCAGUGAACGGUGUAUGUGAGGUAUAAUGAACCAGCAUCUCUGUUUUUCCGUCCACUAGAACCGAGAACGGCUCUACUUACAGUGAAAACGGGCUUUCAUAGCUUUCCAGAUGCUGAAGAGCUAAAAAUUCCAUGCAGCCUGAAAUCGCCUCACGCCCAGCUGAGCUCCCAGCAUGUCUCGUGUCUCCUCUACGGCGAAGCGCUAUACUGGCUCUUCUUAUACCAGUCACUACAGCUCAUAUGGCUCCUCCCUGACUCCAUCGCUGGGCUCCUAUGAUCGGGAAAAGCUGCCCUAUAAGAGCUCCUCCUCAGGCUAUUCCUCAAGCUACCUGAGCUCAAGCGCCAGCCGCUCAAGCAACUACAGCUCUUCGUCCGAGCUGGACCGGGGUCGGCCUAUCCCUCGCACUGAUUUGCUGGGUGGCCGGCGCAGCGAGAGCCUGAGCCGCACACCGGCAAAGGGCUACGGCUCGGGCCUCAAUGGAGGCUCGGGAUACAGCAGCUACAGCUACUCUCCGGCCCCCACCAGCUACCUCUCCACCUCAUCUGUGUCCUCCAGCAUCUCCCUCAGUCGCAGGAAAUCAGUGAGUCAGAGUGAUUUGACGCACAGUCUAUCAGCUCUGGGCCUGAGCGAUACAUCCAGCGGCAGUGGCCUGAAGAAGUCCUACCAGAGCCGUGGCACUGACGUUUCUGACACUUACGGCCAGCUACGCUCCAGCUAUGGCUUCUCACGGAGCUCCACACCGGACAGUCUUGGAAGCAGCAGUCUGAAGAGCAACAGCAGCCGAUUCUCCUCCAGCUGUCGCUCCACCUCACCAGUCAGAGAGUCUGUGAACUCAAAGAGUGCCCAGGGCCUGGUGGGUCUUCGUAAUCUGGGAAAUACAUGUUUUAUGAACUCCAUCCUCCAGUGUCUUAGCAACACACAGAGCCUGCGAGACUACUGUCUUCACAACUCCCACCGCAGAGACCUCAACAACAACAGCCGCACAAACACUGCUCUCAUGGAAGAGUUUGCCAAGCUGAUCCAGACAAUGUGGACUUCUUCAAGCAGUGAAGCUGUCAGCCCCUCUGAGUUCAAAACACAGAUUCAGAGAUACGCACCCAGAUUUGUGGGUUACAAUCAACAGGAUGCUCAGGAGUUUCUACGUUUCCUGCUGGACGGCCUGCACAACGAAGUGAACAGGGUCACAGUCCGGCCUCGGGGAAACAUGCAAGACUUUGAUCACUUGCCUGAUGAGGAAAAAGGGAAAAAGAUGUGGGCUAAGUACUUAGAGAGAGAAGACAGCAAAAUCGUUGAUCUGUUUGUAGGCCAGCUGAAGAGCUCUUUGACCUGCAGUGAAUGUGGCUAUUGUUCCACUGUGUUCGAUCCCUUCUGGGAUCUUUCCUUGCCUAUCGCCAAGAAGGGCUAUGGAGAGGUGAGCCUAAUGGACUGCAUGCGGUUGUUUACUAAAGAAGAUGUGCUGGAUGGGGACGAGAAGCCGACAUGUUACAGGUGCAAAGCCAGAAGACGAUGUACAAAGAAAUUCACAGUUCAGAAGUUUCCUAAAAUACUAGUUCUUCAUCUGAAGCGCUUCUCGGAAGCCCGCAUCAGAACCAGCAAACUGUCCACUUUUGUCAACUUCCCAAUGAAAGACCUGGACCUCAGGGAGUUCGCCUCUGACAGAAGCAGUAGUGCAGUAUAUAACUUGUAUGCAGUGUCCAAUCACUCAGGCACAACUAUGGGAGGCCACUACACAGCGUACUGUUGCAAUCCUAAAAAUGGGGAAUGGUACACAUAUAACGACUCUAGAGUCACGCCAAUGUCCGCCAGCCAAGUUCGCAGUAGUGACGCCUAUGUGUUGUUCUAUGAGCGAGCGGGACUCUGAAGACGGACUGUGGACAGAGAUAAAAUGCAGGACUCAAAGCCUUUGGGCUGAAGACACAUUACGCACUAUGCUGCUCACUCUGGGCCGUAAUGCAGGAUGAACAUCUCUCUCUGCUGGCCACCGGGAGAAGUGCACACAAUGCCCUCUCACACUCCACUGUGUUAAAGAGGUCCUCUGCCUCUGUGUGUGCGUUCGUCAUCAGAUACUAACCCAAGUGGCUCCGUCUCAGAUGGCUGUCUAUGCACUUGCAACCAAACUCUCAUCACAAUGCGCCUUCCUCUUGAUCAAGAAUGCCUCAAUAUUAAAAUCUUUUUCACUUGAUUUUUGUUUUGGAUCUUCUUCAUGUUUUUUAAGUAUAUGUCCUGAUGAUGAACUGGUUUGAGGUGCCCCCUAGCGGGCUGUUGAGGAGUUCAACAGUACACUUUGUUAUUGUCAUUACCUCUUCCACCAACUUUCAUCCCAUUCACCUUCCUCCACUCAUCAUUUCCGUGCAUGCUUUGUUCUCUCCUCCACUUCCUUCUCAACUUCCUGAGGGAGUCACAGGCGUUUGUUGUGAAAGUCUGUGGUGGUAAGAGAACGGCGUGUGGCGUUACUUUUAUUCAGUGUGGCUGCUACUGAUCUUUGAAAUGCUGUGAAUGGAAAGGUGGUCGGAAGGAUGCGAGGACGGGAGGAGAGCUGAUGCUGACUGUGUGUGGAUUCUUGAUCUCAUGCCAUUGAACAAUAUGAAAGAAUGUUUUGCAAAAGAAAUAUAUUUUUAUAUAUGAUGCAAUAUAGAGAAUGUACUAUAUACAGUGGUGCUGAAAAUGACCCCUUACUGUUGUCAGCUAAUUUAACAGAGGUAAGAAAAUGGCAUUUAUUUAUGCUUACAGGUCAGGAGACAAUGUGAUACGAGUCGCACAGUUGCAAAGUGAAAAUAUAUACGCAUGUUACAGUCCUCUCAUGAGUUUGUGUUUUGACUUUGUUUUUCAAUUCAUAAGACCAGCGGCAUAUGAAAGAAAAGAUUAUAAAAUAAUAAGGCUUGAAAAAUGUUUAUUUGCUAUUAAAUAUUACAUAAAAACGG
Molecule: messenger RNA, 3094 nt
Organism: Carassius gibelio (silver crucian carp)
Lineage: Eukaryota; Metazoa; Chordata; Actinopteri; Cypriniformes; Cyprinidae
Product: ubiquitin carboxyl-terminal hydrolase 2
Exons: 15
Coding region: 346-2034 (562 amino acids)
Biological process (GO): protein deubiquitination
Cellular component (GO): cytoplasm
Molecular function (GO): cysteine-type deubiquitinase activity
Source: RefSeq, a predicted model, not a curated record